CAGGAGCAGCUGAACAUGGAGCUCAGGAUGAGACAGGACCAGCUCAUCGGCAGGAUCAAUCAGCAACAGGACCUGGUGGACCUGCUGCAGCAGCGUGUGGUCCUGCUGGUGGAGGCGAGCGCCCGGGACGAAGAGCUCCUGCAGCAGGUCAGCUCAGAGCUGCUGUGCCUGCAGAGCUCCGAGGUGAAGCUGGAGGGCCUGGUGGAGGAGCUGCACGCUGAGGCCCAUCGCAGAGCUGUGGUGGCAGAGAGCCUCGAGGAGGAGCUGCACGAUGAAGCCCAGCGCAGAGAUGCACUGGUGGAGAGCCUGCAGGAGGAGUUGCACAAUAAGACGGUGGAGCUGGAGGAGCUACAAGACACCAACCGAACUUUGACAGAGAAGCUGAAGGAUUUACGUUCCGCUCAUCAGAGGGAGGUGAGGGAGCUGCAGCUGGAGAACGAGGGGAGUCUGAGGAAACUACAGGGGACAGCCGAGCAGUUUGAGUGGCUCUGUCAGCAGCAGCGCUACUGGAUGUGUUGUGUCAAGAGAUUCAAAGACUGCCUGAUGGAGGAGAGAGACGCUCUGCUGCGACAGGUCAUCAUGUUGAAAAAGAAGGCUGAGAAGCUACAGAAGAGUUUACAUGAUGACAAUCCCACACAGAACGUCCUAUGUCCCUUACAGGACACUAAGUGCUGCGACAGCAGUAUAACAUCGUGGGACACAGAUGAAAUGGCUGACCUGCAGUCUCAGCUGGAGAAGUCAAACAUGCUGUAUAAGGAGCUCUUUAACCAGGCAGGGAGCCCUAUCAACGGAUACCAAAAACCUCCUUGAGGACAGAAGCCUGGAGCCAGGGCUCGUCUUCUUUUUCUCUUCCCACCUCCUGCAAACCAGAAGAUAACCACUACAUGUUUGUGUGUGCGGUCAGCUUUGUGGAGCACUUCCCAGCCAUUGUCGUUAAAACCAUAAAACCUUGGACAAACGUACCUGUGAAACCAUACAUCCAUUGUUUUUCUUACACCAUUGUUCACCUGUCUUGAAAAGAAUCUGCUUGGUGAUAUAUGACUGAAUUAAAACCGUGUGCAGUGCG
Epinephelus moara (kelp grouper) is the source of this 1066-nucleotide messenger RNA. RefSeq names its product FYVE and coiled-coil domain-containing protein 1. Bases 16 to 810 code for a protein of 264 amino acids. NCBI's taxonomy places the organism in Eukaryota, Metazoa, Chordata, Actinopteri, Perciformes, Serranidae. The transcript is spliced from 7 exons. The record is from RefSeq and is a predicted model, not a curated record.